GGUAAAACACGUCAUCACUUUCAGCCGACCGAGUUACGAGUUUAGUCUGACUCAUUUAUCUUGUUAAAUCCGAAAUACUUUUUUGAUUUUUUUCUCUACAGACUUUGUUAAAAACUUAUCUGGAGUGUGAGCACCUUUGAAAUGCUCAACAUGUAUGUUUUAUUGGGGGUGCAUAGUUAGUGACGUCAUCGUACGUCCAGACCAGCGAUGAGUAGAACUUUAUUACUUUUGUGUCUUUUACUACUUUCUGUCACUAACUACUCUCAAGCUGCUUUUAGCAUUCAUGUGGACCUCGGAAGACCGGCAGCACGACUGGAACACUUCUGGAGAAGCACUGGGUUCUGUCCUCCCCUGCCUCACACCCGGGCUCACCAAUAUGACCUGAGCAUUGACCAGCAACAGAACCUGGCCUAUGUGGGUUCUGUCCCCCAUGGAGGAAUCCAGCAGGUCCGAAUACACUGGAUGUUGGAGCUGGUCUCUGGACAAGAUAUCGGAGGCCAACCCCAGUACGAUUUUAUAAAACUGGACCAGCUGAUUAGUCUCUUAUGGAUUAAUGGACUUCGACCAGGUUUCGAACUGAUGGGCAGCGUGUCAAACUAUUUCAGCGACUUUGAAGACAAAGUUCAAGUGUACAAGUGGAAGAAUCUGGUUUAUCUCAUCGCCAAGAGGUACAUAGACAGAUAUGGUCUGGGGAGUGUGUCUCAGUGGAACUUUGAAACAUGGAACGAGCCCAACAACCACGACUUUGAUAAUGUCAGCAUGUCUAUUCAAGGUUUCCUCAAUUACUACGAUGCCUGUUCGGAAGGUCUGCGGGCUGCCAGCCACCUGUUGAGGCUCGGAGGACCAGGAGACUCCUGUCACUCGGCCCCACACUCAGCAUACUGUUGGGCCAUGCUUCAGCACUGCUACAAUGGCACAAACUACUUUACUGGAGCAACCGGGGUCCGGAUUGACUACAUAGCCCUGCAUAAGAAGGGAGGAGGCCACUCCUUGCCCAUCCUUCAACAGGAAAUGCAGACAGUGGAGGAGAUCCAUCAGCGUUUCCCUCGGUUCCACAGCUUGCCCGUGUACAACGAUGAGGCCGAUCCCCUGGUGGGCUGGUCCAGGCCUGAGGAGUGGAGAGCAGACGUGACCUACGCUGCCAUGGCGGUCAAGGUGAUUAGCCAGCACCAGGAUCUGAAAUUAGCAAACAGCACCAUGAACUACACCCUUCUGAGCAACGACAACGCCUUCCUUAGCUACCACCCACACCCCUUCACCCAGCGCACACUGACCGCUCGUUUCCAGGUCAACAACACCCAGCCUCCUCAUGUGCAGUUCAUCAGGAAGCCCAUCCUCACUGUCAUGGGCCUGUUGGCUCUUCUAGGUGAGACACAGGUCCUGGCGCAGGUUGUUAAAUCCUCAGGAGCCAAAGACAGCGCAGUGGGAGUCCUGGCAAGCAGUCACCAGCCCCAAUUCCCCUGGGGCUCAGACAGCUGGCAAGGGACCGUGCUGGUCUACAACAGUGACGACAACCGCACCUCCAACAGCACUGAGGACGUCACCCUGUCAUUGCGAGGACUGGAGCCACACACAGGUCUGGUGUACGUCACAUAUCUCAUGGACAACAAUGUGAGCAACCCGUAUCAGCAAUGGCGGAACAUUGGGAGUCCCAACUACCCUACAGUACAACAAUUCAGUCAAAUCAGGAACACCCAGGAGCCUCUCGUUGACGGACCCUGGCCAGUGCCUGCAGGCGACACGCUGACUCUGAAGGCCAGACUGCGUGUUCCCUCGGUGCUCCUGAUACACCUGUGUGCACGCUCCAAAGCUGCCCCAAACCAGGUCAACGGCUUACGCUUCAUCAAGAUCACCCGAGGCCAAGUCCUCAUUAUCUGGUCUGACGGCUGUGUGGCUUCCAAGUGCAUUCAAACCUUUGAAGUGGAAUUCUCUGCGAGCCAAAAUGAGUUCAGCAGGAUUAAUAGCCAAAAGACCAUUUUUACAUCCUAUGUUUAUUCGCCUGUGGACCAGGAAGUGAGCGGCUGGUACAGAGUUCGAGCGGUGGACUACUGGAGCAGACCUGGCAUGUACUCGCUGCCUGAGAGGUACUCAGAGGAUCACAUGACAUAACACAUCUAUUACACCUAGUAGUCUUGUCCCCAUACCAAUAUUUUGGUACCGGUACCCAAAAUGUAUUUCCAUACUUUUCUAAAUAAAGGGAACCACAAAAAUGGCAUUAUUGGCUUUAUUUUAACAACAAAUAUUAGGCUGCAUAAAAUAUAUAUGUUUUAUUAUUGUCAUUUAGUCCUUAAAUAAAAUGUUGAACAUACUAGACAACUUGUCUUUUAGUACUAAGUAAACAAACAAAGACUCCUAAUUAGUCUGCAGUAACAUGUUGUGUCAUUUAUACACCUAUUAUGUUGUACACAUUAUGAGGGACAAGUGGUAGAAAAAGAAUUAUACACUACUUGUUAAUAUCUGCUUACUUUUUAACAUGUUUUAUCUACACUUCUGUUAAAAUGUAAUAAUCACUUAUUCUUCUCUUCUUUGAUACUUUGCAUUAGUUUUGGAUGAUACCACACAUUUAGGUAUCGAUCCAAUACCAAGUAGUUAGAGGAUCGUACAAUAAAAUACAAUACCUAAUAAACCAAUAAUAAUAUGGUUAAGAAAUACUGAUGUAAAGGGUAGGUGUCACACUGUUUUCUCUUUUAACAUGUUCUGUUAAAAUGUAGUAAUCACUUAUUCUUCUCUUCUUUGAUACUUUACAUUAGUUUUGGAUGAUACCACAAAAACUUGGGUAUCAAUCCGAUACCAAGUAGUUACAGGAUCAUACAUUAGUCAUAUUCAAAGUCCUCAUGUGUCCAGGGAUGUAUAUACUGAGUUUAAAAACAUAAUAUGAACUUUUAAAAAACUAAAGAGAUGUUGUGAUACUAACAAAUAUCGAUGUAAUCAUAGUAAUAUCGACUAGAUACGCUCUUGUACUUGGUAUCAUUACAGUGGAUGUCAGGUGUGCAUCCACCCCUGGCAUUUGUUUACAUUGUGAUGCCGGUGAGUUACAGUAUGUAGUGAAGCAUGUUUAGCUAUUCCUCGUCCUUCAGUGAUAAUGAUACUUGUAAGAAACUUACUUUAUUUGUCGCCAUGGAGGCAAGGAUUAGUGAUUUAGAAGUAGCUAAAACACUGUGGAUGGACUUUAGCCGCUAGCCAGCUCACCAUGUCUUAAAGCAGCUCUUCCUGGGGAUGUUUCAGUGUUAUAACUUCACCUUUUGUUGAAGUAAUAUUCAAUAAAUAUAUUUAUAAAGGAUUUUUGAAUUGUUGCUAUUUUUAGAAUAUUUUUUAAAAAAUCUCACGUACCCCUUGGCAUACUUACAAGUACCCCCAGGGGUACGCGUACCCCCAUUUGAGAACCACUGCCCUAGAGGAGAGGUGGGGUUGAGUUUUUCCUUGCUCUGAUGUGGAAUCUGAACCGAGGAUGUCGUUGUGGCUUGUGCAGCCCUUUGAGACACUUGAGAUUUAGGGCUAUAUAAAUAAACAUUGAUUGAGUGAUUGAUUUAUCUUUACUUUUUACACCAAAACUGCGUCCGUUCUCCCUUUUCUGUCUACUCACUGUGUCUGCUUGUAAGUACUCUGUGAUUGUGCGCUGCCGAACAUGCUCCUCUGCUGGUAAACCAGCAAUAUCACGACUACGGGGGAGGUCAGGGGACCGGUACUUUUUAGAGGCGGAAUAGUUCCGAAUAUGAUCCAUUACUAUCUACUACUAUUCUAAAAGCGGUAUAUUGUACAUCUGUAAUACUUAUGAAAGUAUUUUCUUACUUGUCAUUAAAUGUAUUUUAUUUCCUAAAUAAAGUUAACAAGCUUUUUGUCCAGUAGAAUUCCGUACGUGGUUUUAAAGAGACACACCUGUGUGUUUCCUUACAAAAUUUAUUGCCACUGGUCCACCAGGAAGACACAAUACAGAUGUUGCCCAUCAGCGUGACAAUGAUGAUGCUGUUUGGGGGGAGACUUUUGUACAUUUCAUACAUUCAUGUUAGCAGCAGUAGAAGAAUGGGCUUGAAAGACUGACGUUUUUGUAUCUUGGCAAACAAAUGUGUUUUCUGUCAUGGAUCAAUGAUGCAGUGAGGUGUUCCAGUUGAGUCACUUCUUGGAGUGCUGACUUCACUCCUGCUAUCUUACUGACGAGGAGUUUAGCAAGCGC
This is a messenger RNA of Nerophis ophidion (straightnose pipefish), 4171 nucleotides long. RefSeq names its product alpha-L-iduronidase-like. NCBI's taxonomy places the organism in Eukaryota, Metazoa, Chordata, Actinopteri, Syngnathiformes, Syngnathidae. Gene Ontology annotation, biological process: carbohydrate metabolic process. Gene Ontology annotation, molecular function: L-iduronidase activity. The record is from RefSeq and is a predicted model, not a curated record. The coding region runs from base 208 to 2109 and encodes 633 amino acids. The transcript is spliced from 14 exons.